Molecule: messenger RNA, 2185 nt
Organism: Melanotaenia boesemani (Boeseman's rainbowfish)
Lineage: Eukaryota; Metazoa; Chordata; Actinopteri; Atheriniformes; Melanotaeniidae
Exons: 2
Coding region: 112-1680 (522 amino acids)
Source: RefSeq, a predicted model, not a curated record
UGAUACUCGAUGCGCCAUAUUGAGAGGAUUUCACCUGCGGACUUCCCUCUCGAUGGUAUGGAGUCGAGGCUGUGUUUUGACCCGGUAGCGUGAUUGAGGAAAACCCUCGCCAUGCCAGGACAGUACUGCUGCGUCAACGGCUGUCUCAGCCGCUCACACAGUCGUUCACAGGGAAGGGUAAACAACGGAGUACGCUUUUUCGCCUUUCCUAAGUGGAAAAGACAUGAAGGGAAAGUGGUGGAGGAGGUAACGAAGAGACGCAGAAUAGCGUGGAUAGCUGCAGUGAGAAGGAAAGACAUAUGUUUUGACCACAUAACAGCAUCAAUGAAAGUGUGUUCUCGGCAUUUUCACUCAGGACAACCAGCAUAUGAAAUGUUGGAGUCUCAUCCUGACUGGAAGCCCUCUUUGCAUUUGGGCCACAGUGAAGUGAAAGCGACAGACAAAGAGAGGUUUGUUCGUUUGGUAAGAAGACGAGGGGUCACAACAUUGAAUAAAAUGGAGAACAGCACUCUUCAGGAAGUUAAGGUAAAAGCACAAGAAGAAGAGCAGGAGGUGACACCACACAUGAUUGAGGUGGUGGUAAAAGAAGAAGAGGAGGAGGUAGAGGUGACGCAUGAGGAAGAUGAUGUACCACAAACUCCUAAUGAGGAAAGCACAGAGGAGCCUUUGCUUGACUCAAGUGUGGAUGAAGAAAUUGUGAAGGAAAAUGGACACCUAAAAAAUGAACUUGCUGAAUUUAAAAUGACAGAACAGUUCUUGAAGGAUGACGAUGAGAAGGUGAAAUAUUACACUGGACUUCCAAGCUAUGCCACAUUUCAGGUCUUAUUGUCCAAUAUCAUGCCGUUUUUGCCUCAUGAAGAAAGUGAGUUGACUCAUUUUCAGAUGAUCCUGCUCACCUUCAUGCGUCUGAAGUUGGAUCUGCCGAUGGAACACAUCAGCCACCUACUUAAUGUCCACUUACAAACUGCUAGAGCAGCAUUUAAUAGCACAGUCAGAGUUUUACAUGCACGCUUGUCUCCGCUGGUACGCUGGCCAGACAGGGAGAGGUUGUGGGUCAGCAUGCCUCACCAGUUCAUGGAGGCAUUUGGAAAACACCUUGCUGUCAUCGUAGACUUCAUUGAAGUUUCUAUAGAAAAACCUUUCAGCCUUGAGACAAUGGCACAAAGACUUUCAAGCGAUGAGCGCGGUUGCACUAUGAAAUAUCUCAUUGGCAUCACUCCACAAGGAAUAAUUUCCUUCAUUUCCAAAGGGCUGGACGGGCGCACCAGUGAUAAAGAAAUAACAGAGAGCUGUGGUCUUCUGAACAAGCUUCUCCCAGGUGAUAUUAUUUUAGCAGGACAAGGGUUUGAUAUAGAGGAAAAUUUAGGAAUGAUGUGUGUUGAAGUGAAGUUGCCAGCAUUCACAAAGGGUGCCCAUCUGUUGGAUGCAAUGGAUGUGGAGAAAAUGAGAAAAAUAACACAUCUCAGAACUCAUGUGGAGAGAUUUAUUGGUGUUGUACGCAACACAUACAAAAUAUUGUCUUCAGACAUUCCCGUGAGUAUGGUUGAGCCUCGUAAGGGUGAAAAUGUGUCGUUCAUAGAAAAAGUUUUAACAGUUUGUUGUGCUUUGUCAAAUGUUUGUCCAAGUUCAGUGUUGUGUGCAGUUCCAGAAAUUGAUCAAUUAUGGCUGAAACAGCUUUAAUAAUUUCAGAUUUUGCAAUGGGUUUAUACUUCACAUGCAAAUGCAGUUUUUUGGGGGGUCCUGAAGCCAAAACAUUUACAGUGUGAAGAUUUUCACAGAUUCAGACUAUAAAUGGGGUGAACAGUGGUGUUUGGGAAGAGAAACUGCAGCCAGUUGAAGAAUAAAAGCAGUUAAUAGGCCCAAAUACUGUAUUUAUAUUUUUAACAAGCACAAAAUAAUAUUGCACAGUGGCUUCUCUUUAUACACAACUCAAAGGUCGCAGCUCAAAAAUAUGUUCUCAAUUUUAAGGGAAAGAGCAAGUGAAAAUUCUGUCAGCAGAAAAAAUGCCUUAAUUCAUGUCCAGUUGGUUGUAAUACAUGAUUUUCUUUCUAAAGCCACAAGUGUUUUUUAAGGAAUCUUCUUAUAGUCCUUUAGAGCAUAUAUAUUUAAUAAGCAUAAUGCUCACAAUAUUUUUAAUGGCUUGCUUUUGUUGCUUAUGAAUCGUAUUUAUUUCUGCUGAUAGCUA